Messenger RNA from Cinara cedri, 6868 nucleotides. Lineage: Eukaryota; Metazoa; Arthropoda; Insecta; Hemiptera; Aphididae. The record is from the annotation of a GenBank genome assembly.
GUCCAAACGCGUUGAACGAGGUCAUUUUUGCCGUUCGCAGCAAUCAAAACCAAUUAUUCGUUAAAAAAGAUAACGUUAAAGUAUGUACUUGUACAUAAAUUACAAUAUCCGUUAUACCCGCGUAUAAUAAUGAUAAUACAGUUUACUCGUGGGGGUUUCGCCUCGUGGCUGCAGUACUCGCGCGCACGGUGAUAUUAUGCAAGUGAAUCGCAAUCGCCGGGUACACGCGCCGUUCCGUAAACGUAUAGAGAGGUAUAACUCUCCGGUAUAAAGAAACUGGUUUCGAUAAUAUUACGGGCUGGACAUCAUCACGAUUCGUACGAACGGCGAAAAUAAUUUAGGUAGAGGUAGGUACAGCAAUACCCGACUGUCGCCGGCAACUCGGUCCAGUCCAUAUAUAUUAUCAAUCCGCGUAUACUACGUUGCGCUGUUGUGAAAAAAAAAAAAAAAAUAGAAUAGAAAUCAUGAGGUGCUCGAUAUUUUUCGUAGUCGCUGUCACGGCGGCGCUUUUCGCGACCGCAUCCGCGGCCAACAGGAUUAAGAGAUCUCCGGUAAGUCAUUACAAUGUACUUAUAAAAUAUUGCGUAUAAUAUCCGAGUAAGUAAUAUUAAAAUACCUACAUACAUUAUUCCGUGUAUAUUAUAGCAGCCGUGUAUAUUAUUUGUCAUCGGCAGUGAUUUUUUCCGAGCUUUAUUUGAUUUGUCCUUGUUUUUUUUUAUGCAGUUGAAAGUUUCGGUUUACUACGAAUCGCAUUGCCCUGACAGCAAAUAUUUUAUCAACAGUCAACUCCAUCCAUACUUCUGUAAAGUACGACAAUACUUGAACUUGAACUUAGUACCCUUCGGCAAAGCCUCCGUAAGUAUAUAUAAUGCGAUUAUAAUGUGUCAUUUUAACUGCCGACAUUACGUCUUCAUUAUCUCCACACCACUUGUAAAUAAGUAAAAUACAAAACAAGUCGAUUAAAAUUCAAUUGAGACAAAUCGCGUCUUAUGUUUUUCAAUUUAUAAUCAACAACUGUCCACUAUACUCAUGGUCUUCUUGAUUUUAUAUUACAAUUUCGAAAGAGCAGGGUACGGACACUCCAUAAUAUUAGACGCUUAAACUCUCAAAACUGUUACAUGCAAUUUGGAAGUCCCCGAUUAAAAUCUUCCACAUAGGUACAGGAUAGGUGAGUCUUCACCAUAAUACACAUGACAAAAAAACUAUAAAUGUUGCAUAAUUAUGUGAAUUUGCUUAGGUUUUCAUAUUAUUUAAUUCAAUAAUUAAUUCUACGUCAAUUUUGAAACAUAAGAAUCGUUCUAUGCAGUAAGGCCAUUAAGAAAAUACCAAUGUUUUAAAACGAUUUAAAUACAUACGACCGUAAGUGAUAAAACCUUAUCACUUGAUCAGUUUUUUUGAUUGUACGUUCCAUUUAUAUUUUUAAUUAUUAUCAGAUAGGUAUUGUUUGAAAAAGUCACGUCUUGAUUUCUUUCCAUCAAAUACCCGCUUUAAAAUUACCUAAAUGGUAAAGUAUAUUUGAUUAAAAUAUGUUCACAAGAUACUAACAUUAUACACUAAAUCAGUUUAAAAAAUGUUCAUUAAUCCGUUUUUUAUGGUCAAUGGGCUUAUCACAUAAUAAUAUACAAACGGAUAUAAUGGAUAUCCAGCUAAACCGUUUUAAUAAAUUUAAAAAUGAUUUAAUUUCAAACCGUUUUAACGCCAUUGUAUAAACAAACUAUAAUAGACAUUAAACGUUAAACGAAACCAUCUUUAUCAAGAACGAUAAAGUGUAUAAUGGUUUAUUAUUAUUAUUGGUUUAUAUUGGUUAUUAUAAAACAAUAUUAUUUUAAAUAGAAUUAAGAGGCCGCCGCAAUCUCAUUUAUUGUCUCAGUCCAGCUACCGGACAACAUGCAAAAAUAAUGCUUUCGCAGACUAAGUAAAACUAGCUUGAUUUUGAUUUUAGAGUAAAAAUACCUAUUAUGAAAUUUAUAGAGAAUAAUAUUUUGGAGGAAAUCUCACAUGUGUUUGGAAUUAUAAACUAUUAUAAAAGUUAAAGUUAUUGAAAAAGCUCAAAAUGAAAAAAAAAGGUUUUUAUGGCUUUUAUAUUGAACUGUAUAUUCAGAAUAACAUAAAAAAAUUAAUGAGGUUCUCUCCAAAAUAUUAUUUUUUAUACAUUUCAUAAUAGGUACUUUUACUCUUAAAUCAAAAUCAAGCUAGUUUUACUUAGUCUACGUAAGCAUUAGUUUUGCUUAUCCGGUAAUUGGACUGAGACAAUGGAAAAGGGUGUGGCGUCCUCUUAAGUCGAUUAAUAGACACCUAAUGUUGGUACCUGUUAUUAUAAUACACCUAGUCUUUAAUUUUCAUGAUAAAUGUAAAACUACUAAAAACUCUAAUAUCACUCUGGCGGGUAGAUACUGUUUUCUAUUUUACAUGAAUAUUAUUGCUAUUUUUUUUUUAAUUUCACGAUUAUUCAAUAAAUACUCAUGACAAUGACACAGAAUAUUUUUGAGACUAUAAAUUUUGCAUAAACAGAUUCAUUCAAAUUGCCUAUGCACAAACCCUUAAAUAUUGGAAGUGUACAACUAUACCACUGUGCAUGACAUUCACCUAAAUACUUAUAGGAAAUUUUAUCAAUAUUAUAGUAAACAGAGUUUACAUUUGGUACUAUACGUUUUCAAAUUAAUAAUAGUGUACCACAAACUUGAGUAAAGAAAGAAACUGCUAAACACAAUGUAUUUUACUUACCUACGCAUUUUAACAAUAAACUAUGUACACGUACAUGAUUGACAAAACUAAUACAAAUAUUAUUACAGUCAUUUUCUACGAGAAAACCAAUAGUUCAUUAUUAUUUCAUUGACGUGUAUGCUUAUAUUAAUAUUUAUUUUUCAAAUUUUGUAUUUGUAUGUAUUAAGGCGGUUAAGGGUUGGAUUUGUAUGCGCAAAAAUAUGUAGAAAUUGCAGAUUAAGUUACACGAAAAUAAUAUAAAACCAAAUAUCCAUUUCCAGUAAUAUUGAUUAGAUAAUAUUUUAAAAAUCAAUCAUAUAAUGUUAUUAUUUAUCUUCUAAACUUAAACUUUAAUAUAUACCGCAUGCGUUCGAUUUUUGAUUAAUAAAUAUACUCGUUUAAUUAAUAUGGAAAAGUUGAAUAAAAAUAUAAUUUUUGUUUUUUACUAAUAGGUGACGUUAAAGAUUUUAACACAUUAUAUCCUGACAAUUAAAUAAAUAAUUAUUUAUUAUUAAAACGCAAUGGACAAGUAUUUUUUCGAUCCAAUUAGGUUAUUAAUUAAAAAAACAUAUUAUUAGAAAAUCAAAAACUUCACUUCAGAUAUUGGUGUAAAUGUGUGAUCGUUACCUCCAAUUUAUAUAUUACACUAUAUUUUUAUAUUGAUAAAUAUUAUCAACACACCUACUUGAAUUUCGAAAGAUAAUUUUACAAAAUAAUAAUUAUUAUUGUAAUUAUAUAAAUUAGUAGUAGGUAUGGGUAUCAUGAAAUAGUAUUUAUUAUUAUUUAAAACUAUUAUCUUAAUAAAUUAUAUUUACCAAAACGUUUUUUCUACUUUUAUUUUAGCAUGUAUACACACGCACUUGAAUAUUAUUUACAUACUCAGUAUAUCUGUGUGCCGUAAUUUCCAUGGAGAGGUUUAGGUUGUAUGAUUAUGUGACCAUUCGUUAUAAUAAACAUAUUUAUCUGCGAUUAGUAAAUUUCCAAUUUAACUUCCUAUACCUAUACUACAAUGUCCAAAUUUUUUUUAUUAAAUCCAAAUAUAUAUAUACAAUUCAAAAACUAAGCAAAAGUGCUUAAUGUCUCUGAAAAAAAAAAUAUAAAAAUAAAUUUCAAGUUAAUAAAUAUUGUUUUGGUUUUAGAGCUUAAGGAAUUUUUUUCCUUUCUUGAAAAAUUUUAAAAUUAGAACAUCUACUAUUUGUGCACUAAGCAAUUUAACUAGAAACGUAAAAUAUUAUAAAUAUCAUUUUAAAUACCAUUCAUUAAAAUAUGUACAUUUUUUACUAAGAUAAUGGUAUCUUAAAAUCAUAGGCGUACGCAAACAUUACUGAUAGGGUAGUUGUAUGAAUUAAAAUACAAAUUAAUUAAAAUCUGUGAAUCUGUAAUGGCAGAUUUAUAUUUUAUAAACUGCGAUCAACCAGCGUUGUGUGGUCGGUGAUAGCGAUAGGUUAGCUUAUUGAACCCUACAUAUUUUAUGUUAGACCCAUAGAGUAGUAUGAUAGUAACAAAUUAUUGGACCGCAGUUUAUUUACAGUUCCAUCCGAUAGUCAUAUGAAGAAUUGAAUAAAUGAUACCAAAAAUUGUUUUCCGAUAAUAAAAAUGUUAUCGCUUACCGUGUCGAAAAUAAUACGAUUAUUAUGUCAAUAUUAAAUACACGAAAAAAAAAAAAAAGUUCGCAGAGUAUUCAAUUGCCUACCCUGACUACCUCGUGCGCACGCUUAUGCUUAAGAUUCACAAGUACAUUUUUUUAACCACAGAGUACGGGCGAAGGAGAUUUUACUUGUCAACAUGGUCCCAAAGAAUGUCGGGGUAAUACAAUACAUAACUGUGUGUUAAAACGUUUACAAGAUCCGAAAUCUCAAGUGGACUACGUGAAUUGUGCAUUUUACGAUCCAGACCAACCAGGACUCAUUGAAAAAACGGUAAAUUUAUGUUACAAAUUUAAAACUAUAAUCGUAUUUGACUAAAAAUAAGUAAGUUACAAUGAGCCUGUACUAUUUAAAAAAGACUCUAUGAUAUAGCUAUAUAUGUACUUUAUGUUAUUAACUGAUAAUAGCAAUAACUGAAAAAAGAGCUGAUACCAGGGACAAGUGAGCCACUAUUAGGUGAGAAGUUGGGAACGUAGGCUGCAUUAAGUUAUUUAAUUUAUAUCUGUAAGCAACGAUAAACUAUUGCUAACAAAAAACGAUUUGGAGCGAAGUUUAGUUACACCAUGUUUUGAAAGGCCGUCCGUAGUAUUUACAAUUUUCGUAAAAAUUUGAUACUAAAACCACUAAGUAUAACUUACAAUAAUAAACUCCUAUUAGAUUUAUAAACAUUUCUGUUUGGUCAAAUAAUUUAACCCACAGUGUAUCUUUUAAAUAAAAAUUACAUAAAAAACUCACAAAAUUAAAAUAUCCAUAAAUAUCUAAAAAACCGUUUAAAUGUUUUUAAAAUUUUACUCUAUUUAAAAAAGGCAAAUAAAAGUUUUCUAUCAAAAAUCAUAUCUUUAUGAAUAUUUUUAACCGAGUCGCAACAAAAAAACAAAAUUAAAAGUAAUAAAAUCAUUAUUUUCGUACAUUUUCUAGUUCUUUUUACGUUUUUUUUUCAGUUUUGCUCAAUUAUAUAAAAAAAACUUCAGGUCUAAUCGUAAUCGUCUAAUCGUUCAUACUCAUCAACUAAAUUAAAAAUUCAACAAAAAAGAUCUCUUCUCGUUUAUUUAUUGGAGAAAUAUUUCUGGUAAAACAUCGUGCGUACAAAUUUAAAAUAAUAAAAUCGUACGCCAUAAAUUUGUUUGUUUUCAUUUUUCGUCUUUUUUUGAUUUUUAUCAAUUAGUAUGAAAACUAUUUGAAAAAUUAAAAAAUAACCUCUUUAGAAUUUUCUUUCAGAAAAGGUCCGACAACUGAUGCAUCGGAGCAAGUUUUCUUUUCGAAAAUAUGUUUAGACAAAAAACAAAAAAAAUUAAAGAAACACACUUUGUAAAACCAAUAGAUCCGUCUCUCUACUUUGGAUUUGAAAUUAAUUAUAUUAUUUACCGAUUAUAAUGGUAUUCAUAAAAUUAUCAGUGACAUAGAGUUUAUUCCAAAUAGGUUUAUAUAAAAUCAAACGAGACGCGUUGAUAAAAUUAUCGAUUCAGGCUCACACAAUUAUAUUAUUAGGUGUAGGUAUCUAAUAUAAUUAUUUUAUCGAUAAGUAUUCAAAAAUCAUGUUUCUACAUACUUACUAAAAUAAUAAUGUUGUAAAUUAUACAUAUGUUUUACAACAACUUUCCGCGUAUUUCAGUGUGUUGAACAAAGCGGUUUGGACGCACAAGACAUAAAUAAAUGUUAUGCUUCUGAAGAAGGUUAUAUGUUGAUGUUGAAUGCAGAAAACGAAACUAAAACCAUGACACCCGGACCACUUUUUGUGCCUACUAUUGUAUUUGACGACGUACGUAAUAAUUUGUAUAUCUCACCGAUUUUAUUAUUAUUUAUUUCGUAUUCUUUCUUCAGAAAUACAACGACGAAGACCAAAAAAACGCAUUUCGAAACUUUGAAUCGACGCUUUGUGAGAAACUUAUCAAACAUGGAUACAUAGAAGUAUGCUCACACGGUGUGAUCAUAAAUCCAGAAGUUUGUUAAGGAACUUAUUGUAUUAUAGCUAUGAUAAUACUAUUGAUUAUUAUAAUGUACACGUAUAUAAUUUAGAUAAAAAAUCGAUUUUGUACAUCAGUAAAUUUAUAGUAUGUAUUUUUUAAAAUGCUAAUUUCUUAAAUAAUCUAUCCUCAUGCUAAAAGAGACCUCUGUGUAAUCUUUUUUAUUAUUAUUAUUGUAUAUUUUUUUUUUUUUUUGAGAAACAUUACUUUUAAUUUUAAUAUUAUUUUAAAAAUCAAAAUCUUUACCAAUAUUAUACAAAUCCAUUAAAUCAUAAAAACUGUAAAAUUAAUAUUGUACUACUUUCCAAUGUGACAAUUUUUUCUAGUGUAACCUUAUAUAGUCCAGAUUACUGCCUGAUCAGUUUUUAAUCCGAAUCUUUCGGCUCAUUUUCCAAUUUACUCAGACUGACAAAUAAUGUUGUCCAAAAAAAAAUGUACACAUACACAUAAUCGAUCAUUAUUUAUACGAAAAUAAAAUAAAUUCCUUAAUUAUCAUAGUUUUUGAUUUUUUAGUAAUUUAGAUAGAUAAAUAAUGGCGUUUAACUGGUUCCCAAG